Molecule: messenger RNA, 1844 nt
Organism: Eublepharis macularius
Lineage: Eukaryota; Metazoa; Chordata; Lepidosauria; Squamata; Eublepharidae
Gene: IFI35
Product: interferon induced protein 35
Exons: 10
Coding region: 286-1467 (393 amino acids)
Cellular component (GO): nucleus
Source: RefSeq, a predicted model, not a curated record
GAAAGCGAAAGCGAGAGUAGCGCCCCGGCCGAGCAGCCCCGAGACAAGCGGUGAGUCUGCGGAGCUAAAGGGCGCCUGUUGCUCCAGGCCGGCUCCUCGCGGCAGGGCGCGGCCCGCCUAGGCUGGCUCCCCUCGCCGUGCCGGGGCUUCUGGCUAGCUGCAGUCGCGAAGUGUCGGCUGGUCUCGGAGUUCAACGCGGGGAGAAUCUGGAACGGGAAAGUUUCUGGUGCUGUGGCUGCGCAGGGAGGUCGCUUUCAUUCCGCUUUCCUUUCCAGGGAGGUCGUGAUGGAUCUCGAUGAGGAGCCUGACGCAUCAGCAGGUGAGCCUUGGGUGAUGAUGCCAGAACACAUCUUGUGGGAAAUUGAGAAAUAUCAGGAGAACUGUAACGCUUUGGAGGCUGAUGGACUGUCCCUGGAAAAGGGCAGGCAGGAAAGUGAGCAGGAGGCAUCCAGGCUGCGGGCAGAGGUUGAAUUGCUCCAUGAACGGCUCCAGCAACUUAAGACGGAGGCCCAGGCUGUGGCUUUCCAGGAAGAGCUUCAGUUGGCGAUGGAAGAGAGAAGCCAGUUGCUUCAACAGAAAACAGCCUUGGAGAGUGAACUGGAGCAGCUGCAGAGACUGCAGGUCGAGCAGGAAGAACAAUGCAAGGUGCCGCCAACCCCUCCUGAGAGGUUUCUGGUGUUUAAAGGCCGCACAGAAAAGGACGUGGACGAAUCUCUGCUCGACACGCUGUCUGUCAAACCCUGGAUCUGCUAUCCCUUGCCUGGUGGGACAGCGCUGGUCACUUUUGAAAGUGCAGAGGUUGCUCAGAAGAUCAUCGCUGCACGGAACCAUCGGGUUCAACUGGACGAGUGCAGCUCCAUGCAGGUGAAGGCAGAACCGGUGGAACUGCUGAUGCCAUCCUCCCUGGAGGUUGUCUUGGAACGAAGCCCCCGGCAAGUCCUGCUGUCCGGACUGCGCUUCCCAUCCCUGACUGAGGAGCAGCUUCUGGACAAACUGGCGCUGUUCUUCAGCAAGCGUCAGAUUCAGGGUGGGGAAGUAGAGGACAUACAGCGGCUGAGCGGCCCUGGCCAUGUAGCACUUACGUUUCUGGAUGAUGGAGUUGCUGAGCGGCUUAUCCAGAAAGGCCAGUUCCAAGUAUCCCUUGGGAAGGAGACAAGCAAAGUCAAGGUGUCACCCUACUUAGAUGGAAAAAUAUCAGAUCUGCAGCUCUGUCCUUCAGUCUGUCCUCGGACCGUCCUGCUGUCAGGGAUUCCUGGUGUCUUGGAUAAGGAACUGAUGUCUGAAGUUCUGGAGAUCCAUUUCCAAAAGCCCAGCAAGGGUGGGGGAGAGGUAGAAGCCAUUGCCUAUGUCCCACCUGGCCAGUGUGCAAUCGCUGUCUUCGAAAGGGAAGAGAAUGGAGUGACUGGCCUUUCUAGCACCGGGCCUGCUGGUCACUCAGAUACACCUGAGAAGGACAAUCUAGAAUAAUGCAACCCUUGUUUGGAGUUUUGGAGAAAAAGGAGAAAGUUUUGGUAAUCUGAUUCAUAGGUCGGAUCAGGAAAGUAGUUGUUGCUGAGCAAAUCUCACCCAAGUACACAAAUGGAACAGAUUUUCUUUUGAUACCAAGUAACCCAGGUGGGUGUGAGCAGCCAAGAUGGGGGUAGCAGAGCCUCUGUGCUCUGGAAUAAAGGCAACCUCUUUCCUGGCUCUUGGCUCUGCUGUGCUCUCGUUCCUAUCUUUUUCUCUGCUGGGUAGGUGUUUUGCAGUUCCUCUUUGAUAGUCACAUUACUUGACAGAUGUUUGCUUGUCCCCAGAAAGGGCAAAAAGAAUCUCAAAAGUACAAUAAAGAGAGUGACAGAAUCAUA